AUGACUCGCGCAACCAGCCGACAUCAAAAGCUGAUCGACAAUGUGGAGACUCUAGUGAACAAAUGGGAAUCAAUUGAGCCUCGGAGAUCCAAUAUUUCGAGAGUAACUCCUCUGGUGACGAAUCUACGCGAAGAAACAGGAAUCCACAUUUUUGGUAGGAAGCCGACAAUACCACUGCCAGACAUAAGCUCAGAAAACUCCCAGCAACAAAUCCAAGUUUUAGAACAUACCCUGCUGAUCGAACGCCAAGUCGAAUAUCGGACGUUCCUCUUUAUUAACAGAACGCUGCUGACGAGAAGAAGUCGCAGAGAGUAA
Messenger RNA from Caenorhabditis briggsae, 315 nucleotides. The record is from RefSeq and is a predicted model, not a curated record. Lineage: Eukaryota; Metazoa; Nematoda; Chromadorea; Rhabditida; Rhabditidae. The transcript has 3 exons. The coding region runs from base 1 to 315 and encodes 104 amino acids.